Molecule: messenger RNA, 3493 nt
Organism: Myxocyprinus asiaticus (Chinese sucker)
Lineage: Eukaryota; Metazoa; Chordata; Actinopteri; Cypriniformes; Catostomidae
Product: F-box only protein 34-like
Exons: 3
Coding region: 255-2435 (726 amino acids)
Molecular function (GO): protein binding
Source: RefSeq, a predicted model, not a curated record
UGCGCGCUCACAUGAUUAGAGCUGAACACUCUCAAGCAAGAAGCGAUAAGUCCUGAAAAACGCAAGACUUAAAAAUAAUGACAACAUGAGAUGAAUUCACCCGAGUAAAGACAGAAGAACAACUUGUCGAAGAGUUACCCCCUCAGCAAGUGAAGUCACUCGACUUUUAUUCAUUUUUUUUUUGUUGCCCAGUGACGCUGCAGUCCUGAGCCCUUCUGUUGGGAGGCAUCGCUCGGACUGGUGGGAGGAGCCUAAUGCCUCAGAAAUGUGAAACUAUUAGUUACUGCAACCCCACCCCUUACAGGGAUCCACGGUUACGAGCCUCCAAUCCGCCAUCAGUCUGGAGGUUUACCACCAUGCACCUCAAACCAUACCCCAAACCACAAGAUAAAGAAAUACAUCUGGAGUCUGUCCAUGAUGGAACACGAGGCCUCCGUGCCAACCAGCAGGGAGUGCUCAGGACAGAGUGGGGCAUUCGCCAGGCGUGUGGCCUCAUGGGCUCACCUGGCAACGGCACAACCAACCGGUGCCCCCUCAGUGUCAUCUCCACCAAUACCCUCCAGUGUAGCAACAAUAAAAAUGCCAACCGUGGGAGCAAUGCACCGAUUAGAGUAUGUGGGGCCCGCAAGAGCAAAGCACCCUCUGUCACAACAGUUACUAGUUCUUUAGUUCUGCUCUCAUCUUCAGCUGGUUUGGAGAAUGAAGGCUCUCUAAGGAUCUACCAAGAAGAGGAUGGAGAAGGAUCUUUGGACAUAUGGGCUGUCAUUAAACCUGGGAACACAAAAGAGAAAAUUGCCAUUUUUGCAGCUCAGAAGUGUGGCAAUGCUUGCGACAGUGAAAUUGACAACAGUCCUGAAAAAGAACACAUUGCCCCAGAGUUGCGGACUGUCUCAGUGAAAAACAAAGGCUGCUGGGACAGUGACUGGUCUGUGGCCAAGCGCAGGAGAAGAUCUGGUACCCCAGACAUGCCGAGAAGUAUGGAAUCUCCACCCCCAAAACCUGAUAUACAUAAAGUAUCCAUGGCCCUCAAUGAGAACAUCAACCCUUGUCAAGGAAUGGCAGAGGACACAGUCAGGACAGAGGGAGAGGAGGAUGGAAAGUUGCUCUCGGUUGUCGAGAUGGUGGCAUACUUGGAGCAAAGAGCAAGUGAUCAGCAGAUGAGCUCCAAACCCCCAUCCUUGCGUAGUACCAGCACCAUUACUCUGUCAAAAGUUGUAUACAUCCCCCAGCCUGAAGAACAGCAGUCCAAAGGCUCAGAACUACAAGAGGUCCAAGAGAAAGAGGGGGAAUCUGUGCGGGUUCUGGAGAUGGUGGCCAAGUUGGAGUCACAGUGCCUGAGCAGACAGGGCCUUCGGGAAGGUGGAGACCUUUCUCGAAACAACAGCUUGAGGAGGAAGGUGGGACGAGUGCUUCUGGUAGGGUCAGAACCUUAUUCGCUGCCCUUAAAGCCACAGGACAGUAGAGUCGAGAGUGUCCCACAGGAACUGGGUAGUGAUUUGGACAAAUUGAGUUGCACAUUCAAGACCCCUGAAUUGGCAAAUACAGAGACCUCACAGUGUGGUCUUGUCUGCUGCACCAUCAAGCAGGAUGAAGGUUCUUAUAUGGCAGAACAGGAAACUUGCACAGCUGUUGAUAUGGAAAAAUACGUGCAAUCCUUGCCAAAGCAUGCCAGCUCUGAGGCUAGUGAAGGCAACGAGGAACCACAACCAGGCAUGUUGUUCUUUGCCCAUUCUCCUAAUCAGACUCUUAAGGAGCAGCACCAGCCCCCCUCAGAGAGCAGACUUCUGAACAAAGAGCCUUCUCCACUUGUCCAGGACAGUGUCCCUUCUGUGGACACUUCAGUGGCAGUCAGAGAGGACAGCAGGGUUGGACUUGGGGGUUACCAAAAUCAUCCAAACAUUGAGGAGACAGAGGGAGAGACUAGCGUGGUUGGUCGAGAGUGUGUGCCUUUUCCUUUACGCCGCCUUGUGUCUCAUGAAUUUCUUGAAACUCGCUUCAAGAUCCAGCUGCUUCUGGAGCCUCAGCAGUACAUGGCUUUCCUGCCCCACCACAUCAUCGUAAAGAUCUUCUGCUUGCUGCCUACCGAAAGCCUGGCUGCCCUUAAGUGCACCUGCCAUUACUUUAAGUUUAUUAUCGAGACUUACGGCGUGCGGCCGGCCGAUUCUCGUUGGGUAAGUGAUCCACGCUACAAAGAUGACCCUUGUAAGCAGUGCAAGAAGCGCUAUGACCGUGGCGAUGUUUCGCUCUGCCGUUGGCAUCAUAAGCCCUACUGCCAGGCAUUGCCUUAUGGCCCGGGCUAUUGGAUGUGUUGCCGGGGGGCCCAUAAAGACACACCUGGCUGUAACGUGGGACUCCACGAUAACCACUGGGUCCCUGCCUAUUAUAGCAUCAAUAUGUCAGUUCACAAGAAAAGCAGGGACAAUGAGGGCUCGUAGUGUGCCAGAAUGGACAGAUGCAGUGUGCGUUUUAUUUUCUGAUGAGAGUAACUUGUGUGAAUGAGCUGUUUUUCCUGUGCGUUGCCAAAGAGCAGGUGUGCUUUUUUUGAUGUAUAGUGCUUAAAACCAGGUUGCUGAAACUAAUUUGAAAUUGCUGGAUUUCUGCACUUAUAUUCUGCCAACCAGUCACAAACUCCCUAUUGGAUACCCUCCUCAGGUCCUCAAUGUUGGUCUGCACUUUAACCUUUAAAGAUUGAAUGGUUCUAUCUGGGUACUGCUUGACUAUUUUACUUUGAAUAAGCAUUAAUCUUCUUACAACUAACUUAUUUUCUCAACACCUCUGCAAAUGUCUAAAUUUUUUUAUAACACACCCCAGGCUGAUCUUCCUGCACUGAUGUUGACUUUGGGUGCAAUAUUAAAUGUUGACAAGCAUUACAGUUAUAUUAUCUCCCAGCACACUCAUUGUCGAUGGGAAAACUUGUAAAGAGGGCCAUGAGUUGUUGAAAUCCUUUUACCGUUUCUUUUACCGCUAACAAUUCCUGGGAUGUUAUGGGGCGCAAUGGCUUUGUGACAUAUUUGUUUUGAGAUUGUUCUGAGCCCAGAUGUUUACAUUGUACAUAGCACAGAAUCAAAUAUAUCAUAACAGGGUGAUGAAUGAUGGCAUGAGUGUGACAUGAAAUGCAUUUAAUCUUAAUAUGGGGAAAAACGCCUAUUCUUUUUAUGCUAACUUUUGUAUAUAGAUAUCUAUGUGAAAUGGUUGCUCCUGUUCUACAAUGGGACUCCAUGCUAAACCCUUGUAAAUAGAUAUUCUCAAAUUUUUAAGUGUUUAUCUCCCAUUUGUGAUGUAUUGUCUAUGGGAAACAUUUGAAUGUGGGAAGAGAAUUUCUCCAGCUUGACUAACUGAAUACCAUCUGAAAAAAAAGAUAAAUUUCAUUGCAACAGAAAGACUGUUUUCCAAAGUGUGUUUCAGAUUUUUCAAAAUUAUUGUUAAUGACAUUUGUGUUCUGCCUGUUAAGGCAUUUUACUUAAAUAAAGUAUAUCUUGGAGGAUUUGUAAAA